Tarenaya hassleriana is the source of this 1340-nucleotide messenger RNA. Its product is annotated as E3 ubiquitin-protein ligase MARCH1. The transcript is spliced from 7 exons. Gene Ontology annotation, molecular function: zinc ion binding. The record is from RefSeq and is a predicted model, not a curated record. NCBI's taxonomy places the organism in Eukaryota, Viridiplantae, Streptophyta, Magnoliopsida, Brassicales, Cleomaceae. The coding region runs from base 299 to 1048 and encodes 249 amino acids.
UUUUACCGCAUACUCCCAUUGACAAUUUGACGGCAACUCCCCCUUCAGAUUUUUCUUCCCUCUUCACCGACCCCAUUUCUUCGAGAAUCCCUAAUUCUUCAGCUUCUCCCUUCGACCAACAGGGGAUGGCUCAAGAUUCAAGGUAAUCAGAUCAAUCCUCAUCGCUCCCAUCCUCGAUUCCAUCGUGCACUCUUGAAUCAUCCCAUUCCCCAAUUGAAUCCUCGGAGCAACGACAACAACCGAUGCUCGGCAUCUAUUAAGAUUCUCAAGCAUCUGUCGAUUUCGGCAUGUUCAAGAGAUGCAAUUAGUUCCAAAUGAUAGCCAGAGGGAACCGGCUUUACGCGAAGAGUCCGCUGCUUCAUCGAGCAAGACCGAAGCCGAUGAAAGAGAGGAAGAGGAAUGCAUUGGUGUUGCCGAAGAAGUUUCUGAAAUAGCUGAUGAUAGUGAUGAGACUGCUCUUCUUGUUACUGGAGAUCAGCCACAAUGUCGAAUUUGCCUAGAUGUUGGAGGGGAAGACUUGAUUGCGCCGUGCAAUUGCAAAGGUACUCAGAAAUAUGUGCACAGAUCUUGUCUUGAUAAUUGGCGUUCAACUAAGGAGGGUUUUGCAUUUUCGCAUUGUACCGAGUGUAGGGCUGCAUUCAUUCUUCGUGCCAACGUGCCUCCAGAUAGGUGGUGGUUGAGAUUGAGAUUUCAGUUAUUAGUGGCAAGAGACCAUGCGUUUGUCUUCGUCACUGUCCAGCUGGUUGUGGCAUUUUUGGGGUUGUUAGUUUACAAGUUCUAUGGAGAGGAACUACGGGAAAUGUUUGGUUAUGAAGAACAUCCAUAUGGGUUUUACACCAUGGCAGUUUUGGCGAUUGUUUUGGUGGGCUUGCUCUAUGGGUUCUUCAUAGCCAUUAUAUGCGGACAAAGGAUCAACGAACGGCAUUAUCAUGUUCUUGCCAAACAAGAACUUACAAAGGAAUAUAUAGUCGAAGACAGGGAAUGCAAUGACGUUCCUGAACUCGAGCAGAGUCAUGUGAUGGAGCUAAGAAUGCUGGGACUCUAUUGACAAGCCAAGAUUCGUGUUUUACCACUCCCACUCCUCCCAACUGUAACGAUAUGUGUCCUUCCUCGUAGAGUUGUUAUGUUCAAUCUUCUGUGUGUGUUUUUUCCCAAAAUUGGCUACACGAUUUAUUGUUGUAUGCUCUCAGUCUCAUACAAUGUGUUCAUACGAGCAGUCCAUUGUGAAUUAGGGUCUUUUUUUUUUAGUUCUCAUAGGCUCGCUCCUUUUUGCGAAGUGUCCACUUGUAAAAAUGAUGAAAAACCAUUGCCAACUCAAAGAUGGUGAUUUUCUUGCCUUC